UGCAGGCUGCGCUGCAGAAGGAAGGAGGACGCAGUAAGUUGGAAAAGCAGCAGCAGGAGGAGGCUGUGAGAGGAGCCCCGUAGGGCUGUCACGGGCAGCUCCUGGCAGGCGACAACCAUCACACAUACCGCCUGUUACUAGCCAUCACUGGGGAGGAUGUUGUGCAUUACCCGGCACAGGAGGCUCUGAUUGCAGUUGGAGCAGGAUUUGGUGCAUGUGGGAAAUCCUCUUUAUCCAGUGACCGGGAGAGUGCGGCGGAGAGUGACCGGGAGAGUGCGGGAGCGCUGCGGCGGAGAGUGAACGGGAGAGUGCGGGAGCGCUGCGGCGGAGAGUGACCGGGAGAGUGCGGGAGCGCUGCGGAGAGUGACCGGGAGAGUGCGGGAGCGCUGCGGAGAGUGACCGGGAGAGUGCGGGAGCGCUGCGGCGGAGAGUGACCGGGAGAGUGCGGGAGCGCUGCGGCUGAGAGCCGCACAUGCUGUAGCUACGCUGCCCGGGAUCCUAGCAUGAUGAAGCCGCUCCCAGCUGUCUCUGAUCACGCAGGGCAGGAGUGCUCCCCCAGGCGCAGAGAGAAGGGGGAGGCGGGCUCGGAGCGCCAGAGGACCCGGGAGCGCCUGGAAGCCACCCUGGCCGGACUGGGGGAGCUGGGAUACCUGCGGCACAGGCAGGAGACCCUGGUGAGGGCUGCUCUCAGUCCCGGGGUGGUGGGGUGUGGAGACCCCGCUGGGAGAGGUGACAGCCCCCGGAGUCUGGAGGAGAGGUACCUGGAGGAGAACAUCUUGCUGCUGAAAAAACAGCUGAACUGCCUCCGUAAAAGGGACGCUGGCCUGUUAAAUCAACUUCAUGAGCUGGACAAGCAGAUUAAUGAUCUGAAGCUAGAUGUUGAGAAGACCACAGAGGAUCAUCUGGAAACAGACAGCCGCCCCAGUUCAGGAUUUUAUGAGUUGAGUGAUGGGACGUCAGGAUCUCUCUCUAACUCCUCAAACUCUGUCUUCAGUGAAUGUUUAUCCAGCUGUCAGUCUAGCACCUGUUUUUGCAGCCCUCUAGAAGCAUCAGUAAAUAUCACAGAUGGUCAACAAAGAUCAGCAGAUGAUUUCUUUGAGUGGUUGGACUACAGAGAAGGACAAUAUGAAAGUACGGGAACUGUGCGUCGUUCUCUCUCCGCACCCAGUUCUAACAUAGCGGAAGUUGUUGCUGAUGUACAUCCUAAGUAUCAGUGUGAUCUGGUGUCUAAGAACGGCAAUGAUGUGUACAGAUAUCCAAGCCCUCUUCACGCGGUGGCUGUGCAGAGCCCGAUGUUUUUGUUAUCGAUGAUGGGAAACAUGGAGGUGGAGGAGGAGAGUGAAAUGGGUGCAAUUAUGAAUGACUGCUUAGUGCCUGACCUGGACUCCGUAAAACCUGAAGACCCCCUUCAGCGGCAGAGUAGUGUCUGCUCUGCCCCGCUUUCAACUGGUAAAAAAUUGGACGGUUAUAUUUUAAGCGUGAUUCAGAAAAAAUCUCAUCCCAUAAGGACUAACAAACCCAGAACCAGCGUAAAUGCAGACCUGGGGAAAGGUAUUUUACGGCAUGGGAGUAUGUGUGUCAAACAGACUAGUGGCAUCUCUCAUAGCAACACCACUAACCUGAAGAAUCCUAAACAGCUCUGUUUACAUUCCUCUGGAAUCCUCUCAGGGGAUAACUCUUACCCAUCUCUGAAACAGUGCUCUAAGGAAACUCAGGGUGAACAGCUGGAAAGUAAAAAGAUGCCAUCAGUCCUGCGUUAUCAGUCAAGUAACAUUAAUGAACUACAAAGCCAAAACAAUUCUCUGAACGCUGUGCAGGCUGUCUGUCAAAGUAUCCUAAGGGUCCCCGUGGCUGGAACAUCAAAUAUUCAAAAGGACGUUAAUGUAAAUCCAAUGCCAUUAACGAGUCCUUUCUCCACGGUUUCCAAUCUUCUUUGCAAUGCGUCACCUAAGGAAACGCAUAGUAUUGCUCCUCUUGCCCAAGAGAAUAAAAUUCUGCCACUGCCAAAAAGGAUUUCACCCAAAAAUACAAUAGACACUUAUCAUAUCUCAUCACUUGAUGAGAGACCACCAUUAGACUUCAAGAGUGAAGGGUCCUCCUCCCAGAGCUUGGAUGAAGGGCUAUUGGUCAAUGCACACUAUAUACCUGCACAACAACAAGGUGUAAGGCUACAUAAAACAACCAAAAAUGUGAAGAUCGUGAAGAGCUCCACUUUUAAACACAGGUCAAAUGUUCAAAAUAUUAUGGACAAUGGGUCUCAGACGUUGAAAGAAAAGAGUAAGGUUAUCAAGAAAUGCAGGUUUCCUGAUGAUUUGGAUACAAACAAAAAAGUAAAAAAGAUUUCUCAAAGAGUAAAAAAAGUUGUUCAUUCGCAAGUAGAGACUGGUAUUGUGGGUAAACAGUCAGGGGCAAGCAAAUCUGGAACCAAACCUCAUGGGCAUGCAAAGGAUGUGGUUUUGGCCAAGCCCAGACACAAAAGAGGAGAUUACCGUAGGUGGAAGUCAUCAGCCGAGAUAGCUUAUGACGAGGCAUUACGGAGGGCAAGGAGACGGAACCAGACAGAAAUGGUUGGACUUUUUACGCAAGUUCCUAUUCCCUAUGCUAGCCCAUAUGCAUAUAUAGCUAGUGACUCGGAGUAUUCUGCAGAAUGCGAGUCUCUGUUUCAUUCCACUGUGGUAGACACAAGUGAAGAUGAACAGAGCAAUUAUACAACAAACUGUUUUGGGGACAGUGAGUCUAGUUUAAGUGAGGUAGAGUUUGUUGGAGAAAGCACAACUUCAAGUGACACCGAUGAAAGUGGAGGACUAAUCUGGUCCCAGUUUGUACACACCCUUCCAAUGCAAACCCACACAGCUGCUGACCUUCAGACCACAGCCAAGGCCUUUGUCAAAAUUAAAGCCUCUCACAAUCUAAAGAAGAAAAUUCUUCGCUUUAGGUCUGGGUCUCUAAAAUUGAUGACAACCGUUUGACACCUGAAGUGUCGUCUUCAGUGUUUGACCCCUUUCUGUAUAUAAAUCUGCAUCAUUUGUGGAAAUAUUUAAAGUUUACAUUAACUUAUGUUGACUCCUAAAACUGUUCUUCUGCCAAAAUUCUCCUAACCAGUGAAAUACCUGAAUCAAUUGGCUGACCAUUUUCCAGAGAACAUCUCAAACUCAAUUUUGACUUGUUGGCCAGAAGGCCACCUAACAUGCAUUCAAAAUUACUCUGUACAGAUCAAAAUUUGUCUUUUCUACUCUUCAACUUUAGGACCUUAUCUUAACAUUCCAUCUGAAGUGGCACUCUUUUUGUCAGAAGGAAUUUUGUAUUUGCCUGUAUGUGUUCGUGUCUUCACAAGCGCUCAAUGUGAGCAAGGAUUUUGGACCUGGUGACACAUUCAGAACUUGACUCUAAGUGUCUGGGAUGGAUAGUAUUUCCCAGUCACGCAAUUUUAAAUGAUGGGUCGCUUUCAUCAAACAUAUGCAUGCAGUAUGCAUGAAUAGUAUUGGUUCCCAUAUGUCUCAUACUAUGGAUUUUAUGUAUAUUAUAAUCACAUGUAUUUUAUAUAUUUUGUAAGUUAUAUAACACAUUUUACAUGGUUAUAAACUGUCUGCUUUAAUGCUGUUUAAAUUUAUUAAAUUGGAAAGGUACAAUA
Messenger RNA from Pseudophryne corroboree (corroboree frog), 3631 nucleotides. RefSeq names its product dishevelled binding antagonist of beta catenin 1 (gene DACT1). Gene Ontology annotation, cellular component: cytoplasm. The record is from RefSeq and is a predicted model, not a curated record. Gene Ontology annotation, biological process: negative regulation of canonical Wnt signaling pathway; regulation of Wnt signaling pathway, planar cell polarity pathway; negative regulation of JNK cascade. Lineage: Eukaryota; Metazoa; Chordata; Amphibia; Anura; Myobatrachidae. The coding region runs from base 504 to 2969 and encodes 821 amino acids. The transcript has 4 exons.